CUUUUCUCUCACUCUCUCUCUCUUUUCCACCAAGCUACAUAGCUCGCAGAAGGCAGGAUGUUGGAGAAAAAGGUUGAGACUUUCAACAUGAACAGAGUCAUUGACGAGUUCGAUGACAUGACAAGAAACGCAGACCAAGUCCAGAAGCAAACCCUCAAAGAGAUUCUUGAAAAGAACCAAUCCGCUGUCUACUUACAAAACUUUGGUAUCAAUGCGAACACAACUGACCCUGAAGCUUUCAAGGCAUUGGUUCCAUUAGUUACUGAUCUUGACUUAGAGCCUUACAUCAAAAGAAUGGUGGACGGUGACACUUCUCCUAUUCUCACAUCCCGUCCUGUUCCAGCCAUCUCCUUAAGCUCUGGAACUAGUCAAGGCCGUCCAAAGUUUAUUCCUUUCACUGAUGAGUUAAUGGAGAACACAUUGCAACUCUUUCGCACUGCUUUUGCCUUCAGAAACAGAGACUUCCCUAUUGAUGACAACGGGAGAGCGUUGCAGUUUAUCUACAGCAGCAAGCAAUACAUAUCAACAGGAGGUGUCCCUAUCGGAACAGCAACCACAAACGUUUACCGUAACCCUAACUUCAAAGCCGGGAUGAAGUCUAUACAAUCUCUCUGUUGUAGUCCCGACGAAGUCAUCUUCAGUCCCAAUGUCCAUCAAGCCUUGUACUGCCAUCUCUUAUCAGGAAUCCUCUUCAGAGACCAAGUCCAAUACGUCUUUGCCUCCUUCGCUCACGGUCUUGUCCACGCAUUUAGAACCUUUGAACAUGUUUGGGAAGAGAUCGUGACCGAUAUUGAAGACGGUGUUCUAAGCAGCCGUAUCACCGUCCCAUCGGUACGUACGGCAAUGGCCAAGCUGCUGAGAGCUCCUAACCCUGAGCUAGCGGAGACGAUCCGUACCAAGUGUUUGAGUUUGAGUAACUGGUACGGGUUGAUUCCUGCGUUGUUCCCUAAUGCGAAGUAUGUUUAUGGGAUCAUGACUGGCUCCAUGGAGCCUUAUGUGAAGAAGCUGAGACAUUACGCUGGUGAGCUACCUCUUGUGAGUCAUGACUACGGUAGCUCGGAAGGGUGGAUUGCUGCUAACGUUAGGCCGACAUUGUCUCCAGAGGAAGCUACGUUUGCUGUGGUUCCGAAUCUUGGUUACUUUGAGUUUCUCCCUGUGUCGGAAACAGAGGAGAGACCCGUUGGUUUAACUGAAGUCAAGAUAGGACAAGAGUACGAGGUUGUCAUCACAAACUACGCAGGGUUGUAUCGUUACCGCCUUGGAGACGUGGUGAAGAUCGUUGGUUUCUACAACAAGACUCCACAGCUCAAGUUCAUAUGCAGGAGAAACUUGAUUCUCUCCAUCAACAUCGACAAGAACACCGAAAGAGACCUUCAGAUGUCUGUAGAAUCAGCAGCAAAGAGACUCGCAGAAGAGAAGAUUGAAGUCAUUGACUUCUCAAGCCACGUUGAUGUAACCACAGAGCCAGGACAUUACGUUAUAUACUGGGAGAUUUCAGGUGAAACAGAGGAUGAUGUUCUUCAAGAUUGUUGCGACUGUUUAGAUAAAGGGUUUAUUGAUCCUGGAUAUAUGAGUUCAAGAAAGUGUAAGACUAUUGGAGCUUUGGAGCUGAGAGUUGUAGAGAGAGGGACUUUCAGAAAGGUUCAAGAACAUUUUCUUGGGCUUGGUUCAUCGGCUGGACAGUUUAAGAUGCCGAGAUGUGUGAAGCCAAGUAAUGUUAAGGUUCUGCAGAUUCUGUGUGACAAUGUGGUGAGUAGGUUCUUUAGCACAGCUUUUGAAUGA
Messenger RNA from Eruca vesicaria subsp. sativa (arugula), 1782 nucleotides. Lineage: Eukaryota; Viridiplantae; Streptophyta; Magnoliopsida; Brassicales; Brassicaceae. The record is from the annotation of a GenBank genome assembly.